GUGGGAUCUAUUGCUGGGUCGGUAGUCUGUUUGCGUUGCAGGGGUUGUGGUGAGCCCGCCUGGCAUCUCAGAGGAGAUGGCGCUGCAGAAGCGGCGCGUGAAGCACGCCUAGAAACUAGGCAAGGAGAAGACCUUGUAGGUGGAGUGUCCUGGGCAGGAGUAGAUCCCUAGAAGGAUGGGGAGCGCAGUGCGUUCCAGGAAGCGAAAGAGACCCGGAGUGCUUCACAGGAGCAGGCUGCAAGAUGUGGAGAGCGACGGCCAAGCCAGUGGUGAGGAUCUUUGUGUUCCAGGCGAUCAUGAGGAAAGCAUCCAUGGCAAGAAGUCACAGGAAGCAGGCAGCCAACCAGAAGGGAAUGGAGCAACGUCCCCACAGGAGUAGCCAGGCCAAGCCUCCUGCCCCUAAUGGCCUAGCUGGACAGCAAGAAGAGGAGGUAUUGCAGGCCUCUGUUUCUUCGUACCAUCUAUUCAGAGACUCAGUGGAAGUCACAGCCUUCCGGGGGAACCUGCUGAACUGGUACGAUCGGGAAAAGCGGGACCUGCCUUGGAGAAGACAAGCAGAGCACGAGGUGGACCCAGAUAGGCGUGCAUAUGCUGUGUGGGUGUCAGAGAUUAUGCUGCAGCAGACCCAGGUUACCACAGUGAUCAACUACUAUACCCGAUGGAUGCAGAAGUGGCCAACGCUGCAGGACCUGGCCAGUGCUUCCCUGGAGGAGGUGAACCAGCUCUGGGCCGGCCUGGGCUAUUAUUCCCGUGGUCGUAGGCUGCAAGAAGGAGCUCAAAAGGUGGUAAGAGAGCUAGGGGGCCAUAUGCCAUGUACAGCAGAGACCCUGCAGAAGUUCCUGCCUGGUGUGGGGCGGUACACAGCUGGAGCCAUUGCAUCUAUUGCCUUUGGCCAGGCAACAGCUGUGGUGGAUGGGAAUGUCGUACGGGUGCUAUGUCGUGUCCGCGCCAUUGGUGCUGAUCCCAGCAGUAGCCUUGUCUCUCAACAGCUCUGGAGCCUAGCCCAGCAGCUGGUGGAUCCAGCCCGGCCAGGGGACUUUAAUCAAGCAGCCAUGGAACUGGGGGCCACAGUGUGUACCCCACAGCGCCCUCUCUGCAGUGACUGCCCUGUGCAGAGCCUGUGCCGGGCAUAUCAGAGGGUGACUAGAGAGCAGCUCUUAGCCUCGCAGAGCCCGCCAGGCAGUCCUGACAUUGAAGAGUGUGCUCCCAACACUGGACAGUGCCGGCUGUGCCUGCCCCACACAGAACCCUGGAACCAUAACCUGGGAGUGGCGAACUUUCCCCGAAAGCCCAGCCGGAGGCCCCCCAGAGAGGAGCAUUGUGCCACCUGUGUUCUGGAACAGCUCAGAGCCACUGGGGGUGCCCUCAUUCUGCUGGUGCAGAGACCCCCCUCAGGCCUGCUGGCAGGACUAUGGGAAUUCCCAACUGUGACUGUGGAGCCCUUGGAACAGCAUCCCAGCGAAGCUCUGCUGCAGGAACUGCAGAACUGGGCUGGGCCCCUCCCCACCACCUGCCUUCAGCACCUUGGGGAGGUGGUGCACACCUUCUCUCACAUCAAGCUGACGUAUCAGGUGUAUGGCUUGGCCCUGGAGAAGUGGACCCCAGUGACCACACCACCUGGCGCCCGCUGGCUGACCCGUGAAGAAUUUCACACUGCAGCUAUCUCCACUGCCAUGAAAAAGGUGUUCCGAAUGUAUGAGGCACAUCAGACAGGGACCUGCAGGGGUUCUAAAAGUUCCCAGGCGUCUACUCUGUCCAGCCGGAAAAAGCCCAGCCGGGGCCAGCAAGUCCUAGAUAAUUACUUCCAGCCUCUCAACAGUGCAGCCCAGUGAUGCCUCUAGAAUCCAGCUGGACUCUACUUCUGAGAAUCCUGUAGUUUAAUAAAGUGCUUAUUUUUUAGUCA
Cavia porcellus (domestic guinea pig) is the source of this 1903-nucleotide messenger RNA. It is a transcript of the gene Mutyh, whose product is annotated as mutY DNA glycosylase. The record is from RefSeq and is a predicted model, not a curated record. The transcript has 16 exons. Lineage: Eukaryota; Metazoa; Chordata; Mammalia; Rodentia; Caviidae. The coding region runs from base 243 to 1832 and encodes 529 amino acids. Gene Ontology annotation, molecular function: 4 iron, 4 sulfur cluster binding; purine-specific mismatch base pair DNA N-glycosylase activity; oxidized purine DNA binding. Gene Ontology annotation, biological process: mismatch repair; base-excision repair. Gene Ontology annotation, cellular component: nucleus.